This is a messenger RNA of Symbiodinium necroappetens, 423 nucleotides long. NCBI's taxonomy places the organism in Eukaryota, Dinophyceae, Suessiales, Symbiodiniaceae. The record is from the annotation of a GenBank genome assembly.
AUGGUUCCCGUUCGGCUUCACCUCUGGGACAUGCAUGCAAAGUGGCACUGUGGAUGGAAUUCCGAAGCACAUCGUGAUAUGUUCCGAAAGCAUGCGAUAAUCUUCGUGGUGGACCUGGAGUACAACGUGGAUCUUUUUGAGAUUAAGUGCUUGCUGAACGGACCUGCGUCGGAGACGGGCUCAGCAGAGAGAGUCCUGGUGGGCAACAAGGCAGAUGCUGCUGCUCCUGGCAACACCGAAGAGGCCGAGGCUUUCGCUACGGCGAACGGCUUGACGUACUUCGAGGCCUCUGCCAAAGAUCACGAGAGUGUAGACGCGGUCCUUCGGCACAUCCUGCUUUCCGUGAUGGACAAGCUGGAGCUAAACCUAACGCGUGUUGGCCCACCGCCACGUCUAGACCGGUCGCGCUGCGCUUUGCAAUAA